Molecule: messenger RNA, 3538 nt
Organism: Nannospalax galili (Upper Galilee mountains blind mole rat)
Lineage: Eukaryota; Metazoa; Chordata; Mammalia; Rodentia; Spalacidae
Gene: Dact1
Product: dishevelled binding antagonist of beta catenin 1
Exons: 4
Coding region: 358-2661 (767 amino acids)
Biological process (GO): negative regulation of canonical Wnt signaling pathway; negative regulation of JNK cascade; regulation of Wnt signaling pathway, planar cell polarity pathway
Cellular component (GO): cytoplasm
Source: RefSeq, a predicted model, not a curated record
GCGCCUCGGAGCCGGGUGGGAGGCGUCGGAGAGGAGAGGGGCUCGGAGUGCUUAGGAACCCCGCGGGCCGGAGGCGGCGCCAGACGGGAGCGGGGCUCCGAGCUCCUGGGAGUGGGGUGGCAAGGGGCGGAGUGGCCCGGCAGCCGAGUGACGUCGCGCGGGUCGGGGCGUUAACAGCUGCGGGGCGGCGGACUGGAGACGAGCUGGGACUGCGGACGGCGCCGCCCGGGCUGGGUGCGCUAACCUGGCUGCGGGUCCCGAGUGCGCGUGGCCUCGGUCCCGCCGCAGGGCGGCAUGAGCCCGCAGCCGCUGCCUUAGCCUGGCUCGUGCGCGGGGGCCGGCGCGGCUUCGGGGGUCAUGAAGCCCAACCCCGCGGGCGCGGCGAGGGAGUCGGAGCCGCAGGCAGCCGCCCGAGGCGAGCAGCGCGCGGAGCCGGAGGGGCGCUGGCGGGAGAAGGGCGAGGCGGACACGGAGCGCCAGCGCACCCGGGAGCGCCAAGAGGCCACGCUGGCCGGGCUGGCGGAGCUGGAGUACCUGCGGCAGCGCCAGGAGCUGCUGGUCCGCGGAGCCCUGCGCUGUGCCGGGGCGGCGGGGGCCGUGCGUGGCGGGGAGCUGCCGGGGGACGCGGCGCAACGCAGCCGCCUGGAGGAGAAGUUCUUGGAGGAGAACAUCUUGCUGCUGCGGAAGCAGCUGAAUUGUUUGAGGAGAAGAGACGCUGGUUUGUUGAAUCAGUUGCAGGAACUUGACAAGCAGAUAAGUGACCUGAGACUGGAUGUGGAGAAGACAUCUGAAGAGCACCUGGAGACAGACAGCCGGCCUAGCUCAGGGUUUUAUGAGCUGAGUGAUGGGGCUUCAGGAUCGCUUUCUAAUUCCUCUAACUCCGUGUUCAGUGAAUGUUUGUCCAGCUGUCAUUCCAGCACUUGCUUUUGCAGCCCCUUGGAGGCAGCCUUGAGUAUCUCAGAUGGUUGCCCCAAAACUGCAGAUGUGGACCCCAAGUACCAGUGUGAUCUGGUGUCUAAAAACGGGAACGACGUGUAUCGCUACCCCAGUCCUCUGCAUGCUGUGGCUGUGCAGAGCCCCAUGUUUCUCCUCUGUCUGACGGGCAGUCCUCCGAGGGAGGAGAGGCUUGGGAACCACGGCGGCGACGGCUGCGGCGGCCCUGAACUGAGCGUCAGCAGAGCAGACAGCGCCCUGCCGGCUCCCAGCGGGCUCUGGGCUCCCCAGCCUCCCUCCAGCAGGAGGGUGGACGGCUACAUCCUGAGCCUGCUCCAGAGGAAAGCACAGCCCAUCAGGACCAACAAGCCCAGGACCAGCGUGAGCGCCGACCCCGCCAAGGGGCUUCUGAGGAACGGCAGCGUGUGCGCCAGGGCCCCAGGGGGCGCCGCGCAGGCCAGCGUGACCCUUAGGAGUUGCCGAGCUGCCUGCCCGCCCACUAUGCCCUCACCUGACGGGGCCCCCUUCUCCCCUCCCAAGCAGCACCCCAAGGACGCCAAGGCCGAGCCGCUGGACAGCAAGUGGCUGGCUCAGCCCGAGGGCUCGGCAGGCGCCGCCCUGGAGCCUCAGAGCAAGCACCUGGCCAAGCCCACCAGGGCAGCGGCCCAGGAGCCCGCGCGGAGCUCCGCGGAGCCUACCAAGGACGGCGGCCAGGCCUCUCCGAGCGCCAGCCCCCACAGAGGCCCCACAGCCCCGGCCGACAGCAGAGCCACGCCGCCGAAGAAGCCGCCACCGAAGGGCCUGCAGGCCGCGCCGCUUCCUGCGGAGGACAGGCCGGCCCUGGACUUCAAGAGUGAGGGCUCCUCGCAGAGCCUCGAGGAAGGGCGCCUGGUGAAAGCGCAGUUCAUCCCCGGGCAGCAGCCGGGCGCCAGGCCGCACCGCACGCACAGGAACGUGGGCCUCACAAGGAGCACCACCCUGAAGCAGCACGGCCAGGGCGAGCACGGCCUGCCCACCGUCAGGGAGAGACCGCGGGCGGCCAGCAAGAAGUGCCGCUUCCCUGACGACCUGGAUACAAAUAAGAGACCGAGGAAGGCCUCCAAGGGCCGGCGCAGCUCCCUGGGGCCCGAGGCCUGCCUUCCGGGCAGGGCCCUGGGUGCUGGCGGCCAUCGGGCGGGCGGCAAAGCGCACGGCCACGGACGGGAGGCAGUGGUCGCCAAACCUAAGCACAAGCGAACCGACUACCGCCGCUGGAAGUCCUCGGCCGAGAUCUCCUACGAGGAGGCCCUACGGCGGGCGAGGCGGGCUCGCAGGGAGCACGCGGCCAACUUCCCGGUCCCGGUGGCGCUGCCCUACACUAGCCCCUAUGCCUACAUGGCCAGUGACUCCGAGUACUCGGCCGAGUGCGAGUCACUGUUCCACUCCACUGUGGUGGACACCAGCGAGGACGAGCAGAGCAACUACACCACCAACUGCUUCGGAGACAGCGAAUCCAGCGUGAGCGAGGGCGAGUUCGUGGGCGAGAGCACCACCACCAGCGACUCCGAGGAGAGCGGGGGCUUAAUUUGGUCCCAGUUUGUCCAGACGCUGCCGAUUCAGACGGUCACAGCCCCGGACCUGCACAGCCACCCCACGAAAACCUUUGUCAAAAUUAAGGCCUCGCAUAAUCUCAAGAAGAAAAUCCUCCGCUUCCGGUCUGGCUCUUUGAAACUGAUGACGACAGUUUGAGCAGCAUCGACGCAGCAAGUGUCUUCCCCUUCCCUUAGUUUCUGAAAAGAAGAAAAAAGGUGGUGUCUUAAUUUUGUGUCAUGCUUUCAUGGAAUACUUUCCUUUUAUUAAAUAAAACCAAGAUAAAUUAUCUCUCAUCAUCAUGUAUGGACACUAGUGCCUUUAACGGAAGGUCAAGGGUGUAUUGCUAGUUAGAAGUAAAUAUUGAAGUUUUUAAUGCUGGUGAUAGUGAGUGAAUUUUUUGAUAUUUAGUUUAUAAUUUCUGAGCAUCUGGCAGAGUACAGGUUUUGAUGUUCAAGGUCUGUUGGGAUAAGACCUUUGGUUUCCAAGGUCAGGUGGAUGGAAGGCUAAGAUGUCCGUUUGCCCCUUCAGUACUUAGGGCUCUGUCCCUGUAAGGGCUUUCCUGUUGAGGGGCAUUAGAUAUGACUGUGUGAAGUAGGAGAAGCAGUCAUGGUUUUCUGUAAAGUUUUUGAUAAUGUAGUCUGCAUUUCUCAGAUGUUUUCUGGCCUGUUUCCUACUCAGAAAUGCUCUUUUUAUUGGAUUUAGAACUUGUAGCACAGAUAGACUGUAAAUCCACAGGUGGCAACCUGGAUAGGGACAGGACUUAAAAAAGACUUCCCAAAACCUUUGCCACAUUUAGUGCCUCCGCCUUGGUUACAGUAACUCCUCUUUCGGCCAUAUAUGCAGCAGUUUUUGAUGCCUUUCUCUCCACUCCUAACUUGUAGCCAAUACAACUUUGUCCCUGAGAGGACUUGCCUUUGGAGUAAAAAAAUCCUCUGGUGCAGAGAAAUUCAUUAAGGGGCAUGACUCCACAGGAUUGCUCAUUGAGCACUGUGCCACCUAAGCAUUGACCUAACAUUAGUGCAAUCCAGUCCAG